AUAUAUGCUGACAACUGAAGGAGGCUAUUUCUGAGGAGAUUUACCGUAAAAAAAAAAAAAAAAAAAAAAAAAAAAAAAAACUCAGAUGUGAGGGUGGAUGUUUGAUAUUUCCCGACAAGACUUACUCUGUCAGCACAGCUGAUGUUGUGCAGUGAAAUGCCUUUUUAACUAGACCUCGUCAUCUAAACUUGACGCCGGUGAUGCUUCAGGUUGUGGAAGAAAGGAUGUAGAUGUGUCUGGGCAGCGUGGACGCGUUGGCAGCUCACUUUACGCACGACGUGCCAAGCUGUGGUGCGCGUCUCAUGUGGCUAAUUUGUGAAGGGCUGACACAUUUCCCUAAUUUUAGAUACUAGUUAUGACAGCUAAUCUUGGAAUAUCAUCUGUGUCUUUGUUGUUAAAUGAACGGACGGAUUUAAACCAACGACCGCAAUGCCCAAAUGCGCAACAAGUUAUUUGAUACUUGGUUUAUUGUGGAGCUUUCACAGGAUCCAGACUACAGAGGCUGUCAAGUGCGCCGUCAACUUUACAGAAAUCAACGCCAACUCGGAUACUGUUGUUGUAAAACUAAGCACAACGGGCCAAGUCUGCAACUUUACAGUUUUCAAUCAAACCAGUCAGGCCGAUGUCACCAGCUGUGAUCCAUAUGGAGAGUUCAGUAACGUGUAUGUCUGCAAGAUCAGCGAUCUGGACCCCGGGACUUUGCACCAUUUAGCAGUGAUCUCCAAGAGGGAUGGAGAGAGGGCCAACAUAUCAGUGCGCACAGACCCCAUUAGCCCGGCUUGGCUGGACAUCCAGAUGGAUCAGGCUCAGGCCCAGUACAAGAGCGAAUCUCAGGUCCAGAGUGGUACCUCAGGCCUGCGGGCCUCUUGGCCACCUUCCCCUGGCCAUGUGGACUGGUAUGAUCUCACACUGGAGGACAGUAGCACUGGAUCCAGUCACAGUACACGAAUCAUGGGCACCGCCGCCACCCAGUCAGGCUUUAGUGCCCUCAUCGCUGGUACCCUGUACACUCUUAGUUUGGUGGCAAAAGCUGGGAACAAGAGUGCUCCGCCGGUCCAGGUCACUGCUGCUACAGCUCCUUCCUCCGUGAGCAGCCUCCAGGUGGCGCCCUUCUCUCCGAGCAGCCUCAAUGUGUCGUGGCAGGCCGGUGCAGGCAGGAGAGAACUGUUUAGGGUUCUGCUGAGGGACCAGGAGGGGGCGCUGGUGAGGAACAUCACCCUAAACAGUACCUUGACCUCCACCACGCUGGACGAGCUGCAGCCUGGGACGCGUUACACCGUCACUGUGGUGACAGAAGCCGUUGGCCUGCAGAGCUCGGUGUCCAAACAAGCUGUUACAGUCCCAGCGGCAGUGUCAAAUCUGAGGCUGGACAACAACGGCAGCUUGGAUACACUGAGGGCAACCUGGCUGCCACCCAAAGGCGGCGUGGGCGGCUACCUGGUGACCCUGUCGGCCCUGGGAUCUCCCACCCAGGAGCGCCGGCUGGCCUCCAACGCCACCCAGGUCCUCUUCCAGGGCCUGACCCCUGGGCGUAGCUACCAGCUGUCCAUCAGGACCAUGACUGGAGGCCAAAUCGCAGAGGCCAAGACAAGCACGAGGACAGUCCCUGACACGGUGUCUAGGCUCUCCAUGUCAGCCUUAAGUGGCGGCAGAACACUAAAGAUGACCUGGUCGCCCCCCAGAGGUGACUGGGAGAACUACAGCGUUCUGUUGUGGAAUGGUUCGGCGGUGCUGGUGAACCAGACCAUCAGUAAGCUGGCCAGACAGCACACCUUCUCCGGCCUCAGCCUGGUACCUGGCCGGCUCUACGGGGCAGAGGUCACGGUACACAGCGGCCCUCUGGGUAACACGGCGCACUGCCAGGGACGACUGGCCCCUCGACCUGUCCAGCAGCUUGUCGUCCGCCACAGCGAUGAAACCACCCUGAGCGUCAUGUGGAAUCGACCAGCAGGCGAGUGGGAGGGUUUCACCUUGCUCCUCAAACAGGUUGACCCUGUCAAGGUUAUAGCUCAGAGGAGCCUCCCCUGGGAGGCCAGAGAGUGCACCUUCAACAUCCUCACCCCGGGGCGCCUGUACACCGUCACCGUGAUGACCAACAGUGGGAACCUGACCAGCUUAGCCUCUGUGACUGGAUGGACCACUCCAGCUCAGGUGACCGAGCUGCAGGUUUCCAAUGGCGGCAGCAUCGACAGCCUCCAGACUCAGUGGGAACGUGCCCACGGGGAUCUAGACUCCUACCGCGUCCUGCUGGUUCACGACAGCAGUGUCAUCAAAAACGAGAGUGUGGCAGCCGACACCACCAGCCUGAGCUUCUUGGCACUCAGGCCCGGCGCCCUCUACAAGGUGGUGGUGACCACUGUCAGAGCUGGCCAGGCCUCCAGGCAGAACGUGGAAGAGGGACGCACCGUCCCAGCUGCAGUUCGUGAAGUAACAGUCAGUAACAACGGUCGGAUGGACUUCCUCAGCGUGUCGUGGCGUCCAGCGCCUGGUGACGUUGACAGCUACCUGGUCACCCUGAGGGACCGGGAGAAGACAGUGCACACUCUGGUUGUCUCCAAGUCCAGCCCGGAGUGUGUUUUCAGCUCGCUGGUGUCUGGACGCCUCUACAACAUCUCCAUCACCUCCCGCAGUGGCACCUAUGAAAACCACACCAUCGUCCAGGAGCGUACACAGCCGUCUCAAGUCCAAAACCCCACGGCGACCCACGCGGCUCGGGACGACUACCUGAGGGUGUACUGGCGCCAUGCUGCUGGUGACUUUGACUUCUACCAGGUGGUCAUCAAACACAACAACAUCUUCCACCAGAACAAGACGGUGGCCAAGACACAGAACGAGUGUGUGUUCAAUGGCCUGGUGCCCGGCAGGCUCUACACUGUGGUUGUCAGCACCUGGAGCGGCAACUACGAAACCAGCAUCUCCACCGAUGGCAGGACCCUCCCUGCAGCAGUCCGGUCCUUAGCUCUGGCGGGACGGGGCACAGAGGACCUUCGGGUGACGUGGUUGGCUGCUCCGGGAGAUGUGGACCACUACGAAGUGCAGCUGCUGUUCAACGAUAUGAAGGUGUUCCCGCCAAACACACUUGGCAGUGGUGUGGGGGAGUGCGUCCUGUCCUCCCUCACCCCAGGACGGCUUUAUAAGAUCCUGGUCUCCACCUUUAGUGGCCCCAACCAGCGAGCUCAGUUCAUAGAGGGACGCACAGUGCCGAGCAAAGUGAAGAACAUUCACGUGAGCAACAACGGUGAGAGCAGCAGUCUGAAGGUGAACUGGACGCCGGGCCAGGGUGACAUGGACAGCUACUCUGUGUUUCUGUACAGGCAGAGCCGACAGCUGGACGUCAGGCCUGUGCCCAAGCACCAGAAUGAGCUGAGCUUUGGCUCCCUGCAGCCUGGACAGCUCUACACCAUCACCAUCCAGUCCAUCAGCGGAGAACUGGUCAACAACAACACAGCGUACGGACGCACAGUCCCCUCGGCAGUGAUGGGCCUUCAGGUUGACAAUGGCCACACAACUUGCAGCCUGCAGGUCAGCUGGCAGGAGGCGCUGGGUGUAGCUGAUGGCUACAGCCUGCAGCUGCUGGAUGAGAGAGGCAACCUGGUGAUGAAUUCCUCCCAGCCCUCCGGACACACUGAGCACCGCUUCAACGGCCUCACCCCAGGCAAGAAGUACCGCGUCCUUGUCCAGACCACCAGCGGAGGGGUCCACAGCCUGGGGGUCACUGCUGGGGCUCGGACACGCCCUGCAGCAGUCACAGACUUGUCAAUCAAAGUCAACAGCACCACCAGCCUGUCCUUCCACUGGUCGCCACCAGAGGGGGAGUUCGAGGCUUACGACAUUUUCCUCUACAAGGGUGAUGAUACGCUGCAGGAGCGGCGCCAAGGCCAGCCCAGCACCCAGCAGUGCUCCUUCCAGGGCCUCCGACCUGGAGCUGCGUACAAGCUGAUUUUAGUAACACGUAGUGGAGAGCAGACCAAUGACUCGGCAGUGUGGGCCAGGACUGUGCCAGCAGCCGUGACGUCCCUGAAGGCCCAGAGUGGAAACCUCUCCAAUGCUCUGAAGGUGAGCUGGGACCGGGCCAGCGGCGAGCUGAGCGGCUACGUGCUCUCCCUCUACAACCCUGACGGAUCGCAACAGGCAGAGGAGAAGCUAGGGUCAGAGGUCACCGAAUUUGUCUUUCACAGCCUGGUGUCCGGACGGCUCUACCAGGCCAUGGUGCUAAGCCGCAGUGGAGAACUCACCAACAGAGUCAGCACACUUGGCAGGACCGCCCCCAGACCUCCAACCUCCUUCCUGUUUGGCGGGGUGACCAACACUUCUCUGGAGAUCACCUGGAGCGGCCCUGUUGACUCGGACUAUGAUGACUUCGACCUGCAGUGGGUCCCUCGGGACCGGCUGUCCGUCAUCAACCCCUACCACACCCGCACCUCUGGCAGCCGCAUCCUGAGGGGGAUGUAUCCGGGACGACUUUACAACUUCAGCCUUCGCUCCGUCAGCGGAGCCACAGACGCCCGGGCCACGCCCACCUACAGCCUGCCCAUCCACAAGAGCAUUCGCACCAAACCAGAGCGAGUCCACAGCCUCCACUGUCGCCCACAAAGCUCCACGUCCAUCUCCUGCUCCUGGGGCUCCCCAGAGGCCGACUACGACUCCUACACCAUUGAGUGCCUCCACCAGGAUUCCGGGACCCUGGUCUACUCCCGACGCACUGGCCGCGACUCCACCGCCUAUCUCAUCACCCAGCUGGAGCCCCACAAGCGCUACACCGUCCAUGUCAAGGUCAUCUCCGACAGCAUGACCAGCGAGGCAGCGCAGGACAGCGUGGUUACCAUGAUUGACCGCCCACCGCUGCCUCCCCUCAGCACCCGGGUCAACAACAGGGCCGCUGUGGUCUCCAAGUCCUCCAUUUACUUCCGGUUCAACUGCAGCUGGUUCAGUGACGUCAAUGGAGCAGUCAAGUUUUUCACCGUGGUAGUGACAGAGUCAGAAGACUCUGAGACCCUCCAGCCGGAGCAGCAGCACCCUCUCCCCUCCUAUGUGGACUAUAAAUCCAACAGCUCCAUCAGGUCCUACCAGACCAGCUACUUCCCCAGCCACUGUACCGAGGGCCCGGACAGUGGCUCCCAGAGCUUUGAGAUCAGUCUGGGAACUGGCAUGGACAGCCUGGGAGGCAGCUGUGACCACCAACAAGCCCAGGACAAAGACCCAGACCUGGACCCAAGUGGCUCGUUCUGUGACGGACCACUCAAACCCAAAACUGCAUACAGGCUCAGCAUUCGAGCUUUCACCCAGCUUUUUGAUGAGGACGCAAAUGGCAUCAACUCCCCUCUGUACACUGACACAUACCUGUCGCUCCCUGUGGUCACCGAGGCAGAGCCUAUGACUGGUGUGGUGGAAGGCAUCAGUGCUGGCUUGUUCCUCAUUGCCAUGAUGGUGGGAAUCGCAGCCCUGAUCAUCUGUAGACAGAAAGCUCGCAAAGUGAAUGCUGAGGAGAGACCAGCAGUCAGAAUGAGCAUGAGGAGAGAGAGACCGACCCCAGCAGUGCACAUGGGGGUCAGAGGCAACCGUCGCAUUUCAAGCCCCAUCAAGAUCACACACUUUGAGUCUCACUACAACAAACUGCAGGCCGACUCCAACUAUCUUCUAUCAGCAGAGUUUGAGGACCUGAAAGACGUUGGUCGUAACCAGCCUCUAGACACGGCUCUCCUGCCUGAGAACCGCGGCAAGAACCGAUACAACAACAUCCUUCCCUAUGACUCAACGCGGGUGAAGCUGUCCUAUGUGGAUGACGAUCCCUGCUCUGACUACAUCAACGCCAGCUACAUUCCUGGUAACAACUUCCGCCGAGAGUACAUCGCCACUCAGGGUCCUCUUCCGGGAACUAAAGACGACUUCUGGAAGAUGGUGCUGGAGCAGAACGUCCACAACAUAGUCAUGGUCACCCAGUGUGUGGAGAAAGGCAGGGUCAAGUGUGACCACUACUGGCCUUUUGACCACGAUCCUCUGUACUACGGUGACCUGAUCGUCCAGAUGCUGUCGGAGUCUGUCUUGCCUGAGUGGACAAUCCGGGAGUUCAAGAUCUGCAGUGAGGAGCAGCUGAACUAUUCCAGGCUGGUGCGACAGUUUCACUACACGGUUUGGCCAGACCAUGGCGUACCAGAGACCACACAGUCCCUCAUCCAGUUUGUCCGGACAGUUCGGGACUACAUCAACAGGACCCCUGGAUCUGGGCCCACCGUGGCCCACUGCAGUGCUGGUGUGGGGCGUACAGGGACCUUCAUCGUCCUUGACCGGGUGCUGCAGCAGCUGGACAACAAGGACACCGUGGACAUCUACGGUGCCGUCUUUGACCUGCGCCUUCACCGAUCCCACAUGGUGCAGACUGAGUGCCAGUAUGCUUACCUCCACCAGUGUGUGCGUGAUGUGCUGCGAGCCAGGAAGCUGCGAAACGAGCAGGAAAAUCUCCAUUACCCCAUCUAUGAAAAUGUGAACCCUGAAGCCCACAGAGAUAUGGUGUACACAAGACGUUAAAGAUUGUAUUGACUACUGAGGGAAAGCAAUUAUGUACUUUUAUAUGUUUAAAAUACUGAUACUGGGAUACAUGGCAAUUUUAUUUUUCUACUAAUUUUGUCUAUAUUUUCAUUACCAGAUAUUAUCAAAUAGAGAAAAUUAUAUGACUAUUUAAUUACAACAGAAUUGUAUAUACGUACAUCAUAUCUGCAUGUUUGUUUGUAUAUAUGUUGCUCUAUAUUUCUAUAAUGGCUGCAAUUUAAAUUAUGUUUUGUCAUUGUGUUUGAUAAGCUAUAAUAUUUGCACAUUAUGGCUGUGACAAAUGGCAGAAAAAAAACUGCCACUGACCAAAAAUCAUGUAUCAUCUGCCCUUCUGAAUAUGAUACUGGAGAACUGCUUCAGCAUGUUCAAGUCCACUCAGUUAACAUUUUCUGUAUCACUAGGAGCCACUUUCACAAGAUGAUUCAUAGUGACUAAAAGUGAAGCAGGCUAAAUGUGCUGCCUCUGUCUUUAGAUUCUUGCAGUAAAGAAAACUGUGCAGCAAAAUCCACAACUGUUCUCAGAAUUGAGGCAUAUGUUGCAUUGACUGAUUCCUGGGCAAAUUAUUUGCAGCUAUAUGUAAAGAGAUUCUGGAGUGUAUUUGGGAGAGAGAGAAAAGGCAUUGGUGUCAGUGUUGUAUAGCCAUGGUUAUUGUAUUAUCCAGUGGUUUAUUUAAUCAAAAUUCUGUGUAAGAUAUGAUAUUGUGUGCCCUAUGUAUUUUAUUUUGUUUUUACAACUAUUAACUGUGCUUCUUUGUGUAAGAUGAAAUUGUACACAGGAGAUCAGACCGUGUGUAAGCAAUUAAACGCCAUAGAAAAUGUA
Myripristis murdjan (pinecone soldierfish) is the source of this 7365-nucleotide messenger RNA. It is a transcript of the gene ptprbl, whose product is annotated as protein tyrosine phosphatase receptor type B, like. Bases 430 to 6525 code for a protein of 2031 amino acids. The transcript is spliced from 32 exons. Gene Ontology annotation, cellular component: signaling receptor complex. NCBI's taxonomy places the organism in Eukaryota, Metazoa, Chordata, Actinopteri, Holocentriformes, Holocentridae. Gene Ontology annotation, biological process: peptidyl-tyrosine dephosphorylation involved in inactivation of protein kinase activity; angiogenesis. Gene Ontology annotation, molecular function: protein tyrosine phosphatase activity; cadherin binding. The record is from RefSeq and is a predicted model, not a curated record.